Molecule: messenger RNA, 2566 nt
Organism: Gasterosteus aculeatus aculeatus (three-spined stickleback)
Lineage: Eukaryota; Metazoa; Chordata; Actinopteri; Perciformes; Gasterosteidae
Source: RefSeq, a predicted model, not a curated record
UUUUAUUUGUACGUUUAAGAAACGAAGGAUAAACUUCCGACGUAAAACGCGUCCGAGUGUCGGAGGAUACUUGCUGCAACCGGGAAACUUCUCAAAGUGACUUUCCUUAUCAUUCUGUCCCCUCUACCCGCUGAGGAAAAAAACUCUGCAUCCGACGGUGCGUGCGCGCGUACAGCGCCCAUAAAACAGGUGCCAUACGGGACACUUGGAAGUGGGAUUACAGGCCAGUUACGCGGCACACACUUGGAAGCGGCGCGCCGCGCUGGUGGCGGCGCGAGCUCUGCGUGUUACCCACCUGAGCCUUUUGGGAUACUUUAAGAGCCGCACCGUGUCUUCAAACCCUCGAAAGAAACUUUAGAAACAUCCACACGAGUUUUUAGAUGGCGUUAGAAGCCUUUUCCCUCCCCCGUACAAAUCCACCCGACCUGGCGUGCGUUUGCGUGCGUUGCGCAGCUUCACAUCUUUAGGACACCAAAUGGAGACUCUUGCGCCUAUCAUUUCGUUCUGGAGCUUGUGGUUCAAUAUAUAUCUAAUCUUUCCUCGAUCCGGGAACUGCUGGCUGCAGCAGGGGAAGAACGGGAGGUGCCAGGUGCUCUACAUGUCCGGGAUGAGCAGGGAGGAGUGCUGUCGCAGCGGGAGGCUGGGGACAUCCUGGACCGAAGAGGACGUCCCCAACAGCACGCUCUUUAGGUGGAUGAUCUUCAAUGGCGGAGCUCCCAAUUGCAUACCUUGCAAAGGUGGAGAAUCCUGCGAUAACGUUGACUGCGGGCCCGGGAAGAGGUGCAAGAUGAACAGAAGGAGCAAGCCCCGCUGCGUGUGCGCACCGGACUGCACCAACAUCACCUGGAAAGGACCGGUCUGCGGCUCAGACGGAAAGACCUACAAAGACGAAUGCGCACUGCUCAAAGCGAAAUGCAAAGGCCACCCGGACCUGGACGUGCAGUACCAGGGAAAGUGCAAGAAAACGUGCCGCGACGUCUUGUGCCCCGGCAGCUCCACGUGCGUCGUGGACCAGACGAACAACGCGUACUGCGUGACGUGUAAUCGGAUUUGCCCCGAGGUGACGUCGCCGGAGCAGUACCUGUGCGGAAACGACGGGAUCGUGUACGCCAGCGCGUGUCACCUGAGACGAGCGACCUGUCUCCUCGGCAGGUCCAUCGGAGUGGCGUACGAAGGGAAAUGCAUCAAGGCCAAGUCGUGUGAGGACAUCCAGUGCAGCGCGGGCAAGAAGUGCCUGUGGGACGCGCGGAUGAGCCGGGGCCGCUGCUCGAUGUGCGGGGAGACUUGUCCGGAGAGCCGGACGGACGAGGCGGUGUGCGCCAGCGACAACACCACGUACCCCAGCGAGUGCGCCAUGAAGCAGGCCGCUUGCUCCUUGGGGGCGCUGCUGGAGGCCAAGCACUUGGGAUCUUGCAACUCUAUUACAGAAGACCAGGAGGUGGAUGAGGAUGAUGAGGACUCAGACUACAUGGCCUAUGUCCAUAUAUCUUCUAUACUGGAUGGAUAGGCACCCGUCACUAGGGGAACAGUCCUAGCGCAAGGAAUCAUGUCCGUACUGUACAUUAUGUGUAUGCUUAUUUAUUUUUUAAAGAAGAAGGAAGUAUACAUAUAGCUCAGUCUUCUAGAUGUUUAUUUAUACUUUUUUUGUGUGUGUUUUAUAAUUUAUACAGUUACAAUGUCAGGCUUACUAUCUACCAUGAUAUAUUGUUUUACCACUCAUUUCCCCUGUUUGUUGUUGUCCCUUUUUACUUUCUUUUUUUUAUCAUGAAGAAAUAUAUUUGUCCAAAGAGAAGCAGUGUUAUUUAUUUGUCAUGUUACCGUGUAAGUAUAAGUCCUCUAUAAGCUGUAAAUUGCAUUCCCUGAAGCUGUAAAAAAUCGGCGUAUUUCUGUCAAAUCUCUAUCACAGAUGUUUAUGUCACACAUACGUAAAUGCAUGUUUAGGCUAUGUGUUUAUUUAUUGGGAAUAUAUCAAUCAUUUUAUGUACAGAAGUGUUUCUGAUUUAUUUACAACUCAUAUGAACUGACCAAAGGGUUAUCUCAAUGGUUUGGCAUAAAACGAGCAUUAUAAAGAUUGCAACACAGCAGUGAGGAAAUGGAAGAGAAAAAAAACGAGCCAUUUGUAUUUCUUUUCUUAUUUCUUUGGUUAUUUCUCAAUUUCAGCCCCUCAGAUUUGUUUCCACUUGGAGACAAAAAACGUAAAACAUUAUUCAAUAGCAUUUAUUUUGUCUGACCACAUUAGAGCAGAGUUUUGGACAAUACUUGAUUAUUUUGGAAACAAUGUGCCAUUAACAUUUGUGUGCUGUCUUUUUGCCAAUGUGCUCCAUUUUGCUCCCACAGAGCUAAAAUAGGACCGCAGUACUCUUUUGCUAUAUCAGAUUCUGUUUCUUUUCCUCUUUUUUUUUGCAGAAUGCAUUUUUAUUUUCAAACAUCACAAGAGAAAUACAAAAUUCUGUUAUGAAGAUAUAGUUUUGUAUUUUUUAUGUAAAUGUCAUAUGUACAUACAAAGUUUGAUGGUAUUUGUACAGAUAUGAAGAGUGAAACAAUAAAAAAAAAUUCCUUACACUUU